Molecule: messenger RNA, 1315 nt
Organism: Dimorphilus gyrociliatus
Lineage: Eukaryota; Metazoa; Annelida; Polychaeta; Dinophilidae
Source: the annotation of a GenBank genome assembly
AAUGCCUAACGGCAAAGAAAAAAGAAAUAAUAUUAAAGUUCACAGAGCUCGAUUAGAUAUCUCUAUGGCUUUGAGUUUUGACUAUGAAUUUUGUUAUAAUACAUGCAGUACGGAUAAUUAUGACUGUUGUCUUGGUUCUUCAAAAUUGUCUAUAGAACUACUAGAAUCGUCCGUUGACCCUUUAAAAAUUGUUCUUGAUUUGCGCAAAGAUCUAAUGGAAAACCCUGUCUUUAUUUGUUGGUAUGAUAGAAGAUUGACAGUAUUGAAAUGUCCAUAUGGUCAGUUAAGCCUUCCUGAAGAAGCAACGGAGAGUCCUGUUGAGAUUUCGUUACAAGAGAAAUUUUACAAAGUUAAAAACAUCCUCCACGAUAUUAAGAAAAAAUGUGGGAAAGACGAACAAGCGUUCGUUAAAUCAAUAGUUUGUAAACCGGAUGGGCAAACAUUUACAAAGAAUUGUAAACUAAACAUUCCAUUUUUGUCUUCAAGUCGAGAAAAUGUUUUUGUAUUUCAUAAACAAAAACAGGAUUAUGAGAAAGUUGACAUUCUAAAAUGGGACACUAAUUAUAUUGAAAUUUUACUGAAUAGUUUCUCCGAGUAUAUUAUUGUUAAUAUAGAAGGAAAUAACAAAAUAAAAUUUUACGUCUAUGGCGAUGAAAUUAACAAGGAUACAACAACAAUUUUAAGAAUAUUUCCACAAGUGCAAAAUAAUCAAUUCGAUACUUGCUUUACACCUCAAUCAUUCUUUAAAAAUUUUACCAUUGAGAAAAAUGUAGUGAAAGAUGGUAACAUUGCGUGUUAUCACUCCAAAGACACUUUUAUUAACUCUGUAAAUUCAACAUCAUUUAAAAUAUGGGCGGAAAAUGAUAUUUGUCACACUUCAGUCUAUUCCCGACCUUUUCAAUGGAUAAUUAAUGAAAAACGUGAUUUAACAAUAAAAUUUACCGGAAGUAUGUCCGAUAAUGAUCCAAUUACGUUGAGUACGAAUAAUGAAGCUGAAAUUGACUUACCUAAUACUCAUAAUUUCGUUAUAAUCACUAAUGACGUAAUUAGAAAUAUGGCGAGUGUUUGCACUGCUGAAAUGAUACUCAAACUAUAUAUUUACGUUGUUGACGAAGCAGUUUUCUUAAUUGGCAAAAAUUUUGAAUAUUCCACAUAUUUGAGUUAUUUGAUAAAAAUUCGAAGUUACCUCUGGGAGAAACUAGAAAAUGUAGAAAAUCCAAUACAGAGAGAAAAAGAACUUGUUCUAAAACUAAAGAAUUGUAUGAUAAGUAAGGGCCUGUUAGACUUGAAAAUGAAACUAGAUGAAAUAUGCUAG